AUGCAUCGCAACCGAGAUGACGACGAACUAGAGGAGGUUCACAUCGAGGAGGUUUCUCCUCGUCUUUACUCUCGCAGAGAAGGCAGGCGAAGAUAUAGCGAGGGAGAACGAUACAGGCCCUCCUACGAGGAAUACUGGGGAUCCCGUCGGGAGAGAGAAAGAUACAGACCAUCCUACGAGGAAUACGGUGGUGAGAGAGGGAGAUACGGGCCAUCCUACGAGGCAUACCUUGGGGAGAGACGCCGUGAGACCCCCCGCGUCUGGAAGAUCAGCAGCAGCGACAGGAACUUCUGGUUCAAGCCUGGCUACAACGACCGGUGGGACAGGAGACACAGAGAGCCAGAUCAUUCGUCUCCAGUCGUGCGAGCCCUCGACCGCGCAGCGCUGGCCGUUCAUGUCACAUAUGACGACCUCCGGGUAUGGAACCGGCUCUAUGGCCCCGUCGGGGCAGCUGCUGUGGCGUCGGUCGCGAAGAAGUCGAUCUGGAUGCUGCAAAGCGAGGUGCUGGCUUCUUUGUUUGAUGAAGUUCCUGAGGAGGCGUUCAUCUCACGUUCGGUUGGCACUGCGUUUGGUGGCAGCUGGCGGAAAGGCAUACGGCGGUCACUGCGGAGACGAGCCAGUAUUCCUCGCAUCAGGCGAAGACGACGGCCAACGAUAUCGCCAAUUUCUCCUUCACCCUUACUUGAAGACCCGUGCGAAUGUAAAACGCCCGGUGACGAGUUCAAGAGCGCGGUCCAGGACGCCAGCGCCCGGAUCGAGACUUCGGGUGGAAUCAUUGCCGCCGUCGCAAUGGCCGCGCUCGCCCUGACGAAUGUAUCGCGAACACACUGGGUGGUGCAAUCCUGCUGGACCUCGAGCAUGGUCACUGCCGUGCUGGCUGUCUAUCUCGCGGACGACCACGCCUGGACCAUCAGCCGCCUGGUGUCGGACCAGGAAUUACGCGCCUGGAUCAAGGAUAUGGAUCCCCGGGUUGAGGACGAGUUUGUCGAGCGACUGACUUAUGCUGGCAAGAGCGAAGCCGACGAGCUGGAUGCAGAUAUCCUGCUACGCAACCUGGCCCCGGCACCAUCCUCGGUUGUGUUGACCUCAGCGCCCUCGCUUCUUCUGUCGUCGGCUCUGCUCUUACUUCUCGGUGGGAUGGCUGUUUUUCUGGCGUUUGUGUGGACGGAAACCCUGGAUGUUGAGAUCGGCCAGGCUGGGAGUAGGAACAUCCUCAUCACCUAUGUCACCACCAUCAGCGUUGCGCUUUUCACGGUCGGAUUCUUCCGACUUCAACGGGUUUCGGUUCCUGUUCGUCAGUCCAUCAGGAGAGGGAUGAGUGUCUUCUCUUUUGAGCCGCGACGGAAGGUUCGAAGGCGAGGGAAGCGAUGA
This is a messenger RNA of Aspergillus mulundensis, 1371 nucleotides long. RefSeq lists its product as uncharacterized. The record is from RefSeq and is a predicted model, not a curated record. Bases 1 to 1371 code for a protein of 456 amino acids. The transcript is spliced from 2 exons. Lineage: Eukaryota; Fungi; Ascomycota; Eurotiomycetes; Eurotiales; Aspergillaceae.